GAUGGAAUCGUGUUAGGUUUUUGUUCUUAUUUGCUGUUAAUCAUGUAGAAAUGUUGUGCAAUUCAUGAUUCUUAAUGUUGAUUCUAACUUGUUUUGAAAUUUUAACAACAUGGGUUUGGUGGAAAUUAGAAAUGCCCAAUAAGAAAACUGAUGAUUCAAGAAAGCAACUCACUGGAUUAGAUGGUGAUAUGUAGGAUAUGAACUUUGAAUUUAGUAUAAUCUGUUAAAGUUUUUGAAUUUGUGGCUUAAAUUUUAAAUUUUUAGUUUACUACAUGUUAUAGAUAAUACCCAAGUACCCAUUGAUGAUUCCAUUUUCUAGGGUUUGUGAAAGAAUGGUUUUCUUACUUUGGUUUCCUUCUCAAUCCUUAAAAUAAGAUACUAAUUUUUGGAUGUUGUUUAUGCUUGUUAUUCUUUCUCUACUCAAGUUAUAUGACUUUAUCUGAGUACUGGGAUUUUCUGACUUGUGUUGUUACUACUAUAAUAGGGUUUUUGUGCUUUCUUUUUUUUCUUUUUCUCUUGACUCUUUGUUUCAAUUAAGCCGCUUUCCAAAAUACGAGUUUUUGGUGGUUGUUGUAAACAUUGCAUUGAUUCUUUAAUAGCUAGCUCAAACACUUGAUUACAUGCUCGGAAUUAUAGGAACUUGACAAAUUGACAUUGGGUUGAAAAUCUGUUGAUUGACUGGCCCAUCUUUGGCUGAGAAUGGAUUUCUGUUAGGCCUCUUGAAAUGGGCAUCCACCUUAUUAGUUAGCAGCUAUCUAGAGUUUUGAACUUUUUGUACUCAUCUUUUCCUUGCGUUAGAGGCUUUGUGCGUAAUUUGUGUUUGGUGUUGGAUGCUUUUCAACCUAGGUUAUUGUGAGUUGAGAACUUGAGAUGCAUUCAAUUUGUCUAUGCACUGUUGGUGCCUUGUGGUUCGUGUUUUUACCCAAAAGAUAAGAUUCUUGGUUGUAUCUCUUUACUAGUUGUCACAAAGAAUGAUCUUCUUGUCAAAUCAAAAUAUGACAUGUGUGGGGGAGCAUGAGUCUGUGUGCUUGAGUUUCUUCUCAAUCUUUGCCUCCCUUUCCCUCGCACUUCCCUAAACUUAUGGUUGUUCUGAUAAAUUUUCCGAGUUUUGGUGCCGAAAAGUGCCAACUUCAUGAGUUCUAUGUGUACAUUUGCUUUCCUUACCAUAACAUUUUUGACACUAAUAAAAGAAUGAAGCACUAAGUGACUUAUGAUUUUGCAAGGAUAGCAACUUCUAUUUGCUAGGCGUUAGGGUUAUUUUGGAAACACCCAGGUCGAAGUGUGGCGUCACAUGCAUUCAUAUACAAAGAUCAUGUCUGGUCUUUGAAAAGGUUCAGUGUGAAUAGAUACAUGAUGUAGUUCUGCUGAAUAAUGGUGGAACAGAAGCGGGACUAGAAAAGGUUAUUGAGUGCUCACUUUGGAACGCAAAGCUAUGGAGGUAAAACCAACUGUUGCUAUGAGGGCAAUGCUUGUGGGAGGAAUAGCUGCUUUUGCAAAAAUAGCGGGUGCAAUGAAAGCUGCAGGGGGUGUAAAGUUGGGAGCAGCAGCGGCUGCUAUGACUGCAGCAGCAACAGCCGCUGUUACUGGAUCAAAAAAGGAUCAACCAGACACUUCCAAGCCGCCUGCCAAGUGACUUCUUUCAUUCAUUUUUUCUUACAAUUAUACGUUUUUGGUAGCUGGCAAAACAAUAAUACCAAUGAGUAUGUAGAAUAGGUAGCGUUCCCAGAUUUUUAUGGUUGGAAUGCUUGGAUUGUAUAGCUCAUGGUUCCCAGAGUUUGCUGAGAAUGAACUAGUCUCAAUUACUUCGCAUGAAGUAAUUAGUUCUGUUAUGUGACUGUAUCUGUAAAAGGAUGUGUAAACCAAUUGAAAUUGGAGGAGUUUUUAUACA
Messenger RNA from Spinacia oleracea (spinach), 1888 nucleotides. RefSeq lists its product as uncharacterized. NCBI's taxonomy places the organism in Eukaryota, Viridiplantae, Streptophyta, Magnoliopsida, Caryophyllales, Amaranthaceae. The transcript has 2 exons. The coding region runs from base 1433 to 1633 and encodes 66 amino acids. The record is from RefSeq and is a predicted model, not a curated record.